AUGGAUUCAGCUUUGGAUAAACAAAAUAGGAAUAAGAAAAUAUUUUAUAACAGAAAAAAUAAUAUAAAACAAAUUAUACACAACGAACCAACACCAGAUGAAUUAAUUAGAAUUGUUGAAGAAGCUGAAAGGCUUGAAGAGGAAGAAAGACUUAAAAAUGAUGAAUUAUAUGCACAAAGAGUUGCAUUAGAAACAUGCAAAGAUGAUUCUUUUAAAAAACACGGACCACAAUUAUAUGAUUAUUUAAAAGUUGCUAGUCAUGUAACUGAUAGGACAAAAAAGUCAUCUAAAAAUGCAAUUGAUACAAAAAUUGUUUUAAAUCUUUGUGAUCUACCAUCAAAUACCUGUUUAAUAUGUACGGAGGAAGCAAAAAAUCCAGUAGGUUGUUUGCACUGUUUACAAUUUUUGGGAUGCAAAAAUUGUGUUAAAAAAUGGGGAAAAGUUUCAAAUGUUGAAGAUUGUAAUAAUGAUGGAUUGAGGAAUUUAUUUAUUAGUAAUGACAAUCACUAUAGAUGUUUUCUUUGUCGAGCUAAAUGGAAUAAAAAAUGUGAAGAAUUUUGUUAUUUUGCGUAG
This is a messenger RNA of Strongyloides ratti, 573 nucleotides long. Its product is annotated as Zinc finger, RING/FYVE/PHD-type domain-containing protein. The transcript is spliced from 2 exons. The coding region runs from base 1 to 573 and encodes 190 amino acids. Lineage: Eukaryota; Metazoa; Nematoda; Chromadorea; Rhabditida; Strongyloididae. The record is from RefSeq and is a predicted model, not a curated record.